Molecule: messenger RNA, 3831 nt
Organism: Felis catus (domestic cat)
Lineage: Eukaryota; Metazoa; Chordata; Mammalia; Carnivora; Felidae
Gene: SP1
Product: Sp1 transcription factor
Exons: 6
Coding region: 149-2509 (786 amino acids)
Biological process (GO): regulation of transcription by RNA polymerase II
Molecular function (GO): RNA polymerase II cis-regulatory region sequence-specific DNA binding; DNA-binding transcription factor activity, RNA polymerase II-specific
Source: RefSeq, a predicted model, not a curated record
CGGGCUUGUGGCGCGCUGCUCCCUCCUCCUUACCCCCCCCCUCCCUGUCCGGUCCGGGUUCGCUUGCCUCGUCAGCGUCCGCGUUUUUCCUGGCCCCCCCCAACCCCCCCGGACAGGACCCCCUUGAGCUCGUCCCUCAGCUGCCACCAUGAGCGACCAAGAUCACUCCAUGGAUGAAAUGACAGCUGUGGUGAAGAUUGAAAAAGGAGUUGGUGGAAAUAAUGGGGGCAAUGGUAAUGGUGGUGGUGCCUUUUCUCAGGCUCGAAGCAGCAGCACAGGCAGUAGCAGCAGUGGAGGAGGAGGAGGGCAGGAAUCCCAGCCAUCCCCUUUGGCUCUGCUGGCAGCAACUUGCAGCAGAAUUGAGUCACCCAAUGAAAACAGCAACAACUCCCAGGGCCCAAGCCAGUCAGGGGGCACAGGUGAGCUUGACCUCACAGCCACACAACUCUCACAGGGUGCCAAUGGCUGGCAGAUCAUCUCUUCCUCCUCUGGGGCUACCCCUACCUCAAAGGAACAGAGUGGCAGCAGUACCAAUGGCAGCAAUGGCAGUGAGUCUUCCAAGAAUCGCACAGUCUCUGGUGGGCAGUAUGUUGUGGCUGCCACGUCCAACUUACAGAACCAGCAAGUCCUGACAGGAUUACCUGGAGUGAUGCCUAAUAUUCAGUAUCAAGUAAUCCCACAGUUCCAGACCGUUGAUGGGCAACAGCUGCAAUUCGCUGCCACUGGGGCCCAAGUGCAGCAGGAUGGUUCUGGUCAAAUACAGAUCAUACCAGGUGCAAACCAACAGAUCAUCACAAAUCGAGGAAGUGGAGGCAACAUCAUUGCUGCUAUGCCAAAUCUACUCCAGCAGGCUGUCCCCCUUCAAGGCCUGGCUAAUAAUGUACUCUCAGGACAGACUCAGUAUGUGACCAAUGUACCAGUGGCCCUAAAUGGGAAUAUCACCUUGCUACCUGUCAACAGCGUUUCUGCAGCUACCUUGACUCCUAGCUCUCAGGCAGUCACUAUCAGCAGCUCUGGGUCCCAAGAGAGUGGUUCACAGCCCGCCACCUCAGGGACUGCCAUCAGUUCUGCCAGUUUGGUAUCAUCACAAGCCAGUUCCAGCUCCUUUUUCACCAAUGCCAAUAGCUACUCAACAACUACUACCACCAGCAACAUGGGAAUUAUGAACUUUACCACCAGCGGAUCAGCAGGGACCAACUCUCAAGGGCAGACACCCCAGAGGGUCAGUGGGCUACAGGGGUCUGAUGCUCUAAACAUCCAACAGAACCAGACAUCUGGAGGCUCUCUGCAAGCAAGUCAACAAAAAGAGGGAGAGCAGAACCAGCAGACACAGCAACAGCAGCAAAUUCUUAUCCAGCCUCAGCUUGUUCAAGGGGGACAGGCUCUCCAGGCCCUCCAAGCAGCACCAUUGUCAGGGCAGACCUUUACAACUCAAGCUAUCUCCCAGGAAACCCUCCAGAAUCUCCAGCUUCAGGCUGUUCCAAACUCUGGCCCCAUCAUCAUCCGGACACCAACAGUGGGGCCCAAUGGACAGGUCAGUUGGCAGACUCUUCAGCUGCAGAAUCUUCAAGUUCAGAACCCACAGGCCCAGACAAUCACCUUGGCCCCAAUGCAGGGCGUUUCCUUGGGGCAGACGAGCAGCAGCAAUACCACCCUUACACCCAUUGCCUCAGCUGCCUCCAUCCCUACCGGCACAGUCACUGUGAAUGCUGCUCAGCUCUCCUCCAUGCCUGGCCUCCAGACCAUUAACCUCAGUGCAUUGGGUGCUUCAGGAAUCCAGGUGCACCAGCUUCCAAGCCUGCCCUUGGCUAUAGCAAAUGCCCCAGGUGAUCAUGGAGCUCAGCUUGGCCUCCACGGAGCUGGUGGUGAUGGAAUACAUGAUGACACAGCAGGUGGAGAAGAAGGAGAAAACAGCCCAGAUCCGCAACCCCAGGCUGGUCGGAGGACCCGGCGUGAAGCAUGCACCUGCCCCUAUUGUAAAGAUAGUGAAGGAAGGGGCUCUGGGGAUCCUGGCAAAAAGAAACAGCACAUUUGCCACAUCCAAGGCUGUGGGAAAGUAUAUGGCAAGACCUCACACCUACGGGCACACUUGCGCUGGCAUACAGGCGAGAGGCCAUUCAUGUGUACUUGGUCAUACUGUGGGAAGCGCUUUACACGUUCAGAUGAGCUACAGAGACACAAACGCACACACACAGGUGAGAAGAAAUUUGCCUGCCCUGAGUGUCCCAAGCGCUUCAUGAGGAGUGACCACCUGUCAAAGCAUAUCAAGACCCACCAGAAUAAGAAAGGAGGCCCAGGUGUAUCCCUGAGUGUGGGCACUUUGCCCCUGGACAGUGGGGCAGGUUCAGAAGGCAGUGGCACUGCCACCCCUUCAGCCCUUAUUACCACCAAUAUGGUAGCCAUGGAGGCCAUCUGUCCAGAGGGUAUUGCCCGUCUUGCCAACAGUGGCAUCAACGUCAUGCAGGUGGCGGAUCUGCAGUCCAUUAAUAUCAGUGGCAAUGGCUUCUGAGAUCAGGCACCCGGGGCCAGAGACAUAUGGGCCAUACCCAUCAACCCUGGGAUGCAAGGUAGCAUGGGUCCAAGAGACAUGUGGGAGAGAGAGCCAUGAGGCAUUAAAAUGCAUGGUGGUGGGAAGAAUUUGGGGGAGGGAUACAAGAGAAGAGAUGGGGUCCUGGCACCCACCUAUAUCAUCAGUACCUCCUUGAAGUGGGAAACAUUAGUGAAAAUUCUGUUGGUGCCACCCUUUGAUGGGCAUUUGUUUGACCCCAAACAGUUUCUUAUACUUCUUACCCCAGCCUCCCCUUCCUGCCUUUCCCUUCUCAGCUCCCCCAUGAUGGAUCCCCCCCCUUUCCUAAAGCCAUCAUGCCUUGAUAAAUAUAUAUGAUCAUUGAAAUACUUUUUAACAAAAAAAAAAAAAACCAGAUUCUAUAUUAUAUAUAUAUACAUAUAUAUAUAUAUAUAAAAGAUAUAUAGAGAUGCAUUUGCAGGGGUUGGCUGGGAGGAGGAAGGAGACCAUUCUGUGACCAAAAUACCUUGGUCAUUUUUUAUAUUGCCUUAUUUCCCUAUGGCUGAGCCUUGUUGUGACACAUCAAGCUUUUCUAGAGAUGUUGUCUUGGCUUCCCACCAGAUUAAGCAUUCAUAUGCUCUGCUUUUAGUUUAUAUACACAUACAUAAUGUUUUUCCUUUCUUAAUUUUGUCUUUUUAUUUGGGAUCAGCUUCUUGCACUCCUUUCUUGACUCAACCUUUCUGUCUCCCUUUCUCUCACCUGAUUGCUUCAUAUUUUGGUAAUGAUCCCUGGAUGAGGCACUUCUGUCAACCUUUUAAGGUUCUUGGUCCCAGCAGCAGAAUGGAGAGCCUUGAAGCCCAGGCUGAUGCUUGAGGUAGCUGUGGAGAGAGUGUUCAAAACUACUACUGACGCAGGCACCCUCUUGGUGCUGGAGAGUCAAAGGCACCUCUUCUCAUCAGCUGCUGUAAGCAUCAAGAGUCAGAAGUCUUUCUGUGGAAUUGUACAAGAGACCCUUUAAAGGUUAUAAUCUGGGAUCAAUUUGUAUAAACUGUCAAAAGUGGUCAAAUAAUAUGUAGGGGCUUUCAAUAGGAAAAUGAUGCGCUCAAAAGUGGAAGUGACUCAGAGUAGUCCAGUUCAGGAAUUAGUGGAGUAUUUGGACUUUUGUACAGCUGUCUUCCAAAGUAGGUCUAAGCUUUGGUAUGGGUUUCUGAGGUCACAUUCUGAAAGGAAAUGCACUUCCUCUUUUGAACAUCCCUGGUAGUUUCUUUUUCAUGUUAUUAAGGAGCAUCAGCCAAUAAAUCUGUUCCAGGUUUCCAUUCUGCAGA